AUGGAUAAAUUCAUUGGAGUCUGUUUUAUUAUUUCUGGACUUGUCACAAGUGGUCUUUGUGCUGCGGGAUUAGAUUUGAUAGUAGAACCGGAAGAUGUUAUUGUUGAGCCAGGUGGUGCAGCUCGACUGGACUGUCAAGCGUCUAGCACGGUGUACGAUGCAUCAGCUAUUAAUAUCCAGUGGCGUACCGAGGACGGUCAAAUGGUUAAUUUUAUUGGAGAUAGUUAUAGAUCACAAUUAGCUAAUGGAUCGCUGUAUAUCAGCAGUGUUUACGCAGAUAAUUCUGAGUCGACGGGUGGUUAUCAAUGUUUAGUGACAGUAGAAAAUGUCGGAGCUGUUGUAUCAAAAAUAGCUACUAUCAGUUUGUUGUCACAGUUGCCGGCGUUUAAAGAAGAGCCACGAGAUAUAGCCGUCAGUUUAAAACAAACGGCCUUUUUUAGCUGUAGUUUGUUAACAACGAAAUUGUUGGAAAAUAGAGUAAAAAUUCAGUGGCUCAAAGAUGAACAUCCUUUGCAGCUGGAUGAAAGUCGUAUGACGAUAAUGCCGUCUUCGGGUGCGUUGGAAAUAGAUGAUGUACGCCACGAAGAUGUAGGUUCCUACCGAUGCAACGCUACGGCUUUUAAUCAGUAUCGAUUGAGUAAUAAAGCCCAGUUGACUCUUUUACAAGAAUCGCCCUCGUUAUCCACCGAUCUUGAUCAACAAUCCCCGCCUGUAUUUAUUGCAAAACCCAAAGCACAAAUAGCCGUUGAAGGCGCGACAAUUAUACUUGAGUGUGCAGCUAAUGGUCGGCCUAAACCUUCUAUUUUAUGGUUGAAAAACGGAGUAGCUGUUGAUCUAGCGACGUUGGAUUCAAGAUAUCGUAAAAUAGCAGCAUCUAGCCUUAUGAUUACUGAUAUUAUGGAAGAGGACACGGGAUCAUAUCAAUGUCGGGCAAAAAAUGAUGUUGAAACACUCGAUGCGGUGGCUGAAGUAACGGUUCAAGUGCCACCGAGAUUUAUAAAGAGACCUGAAGAUAAAGUUGCUAGUGAAAAUCAGGAUUUAGAAUUUGAAUGUGAUAUUUAUGGUAAACCAGAGCCUAAAGUUACUUGGCUUAAAAAUGGAGAAAAAAUAACUCUCAGCGAAUACUGGCAGCUUGUUAAUAACAAUAAUUUGAGAAUAAAUGGAUUAUUGCCGAUAGAUGCUGGAAUAUUUCAGUGUAUUGGAACUAAUCCAGCGGGUUCUAUUCAAACUUUCGCUCGACUUGUUAUCAUUCAUAAGCCAAAAAAAGGCCAUUUGGCAAAGUCACCAUCCAUAACAUUGUCACCCAAGUCAUUACCAAAAAAAAAAUUAUCACAUCAACGACAAUUAUACAAUAAUACUUGGCAACAUCCCAGCACGCUCCUUGGUCAUACAUUAUCAGCAUUUACUUCAUCAUCACCAGAAUUAUCAUCGAAUUCUUAUCCUGGUGAUGAUUCCGCGGAUUUAUUUUUUGAUAAAAUCUCAGAAGCUGAUACUGAGGGUGAUCUUGAUCCUGAUUCUGAUUUUGAUUCUGAUUCUGAUCCUGAUGAAACCUUAUUACCACCCCCACCAUCUCGUCAUCAUCAUCAUCAUCAUCAUCAUUAUCACCAUCAUCAACAAAAACCUGAAUCCCAUUUUUUAGAUAACACCGACAAUCUGGAUCUACUUGAGGGUGCCGGCAGCAAUGGGCCUAUUUUAUUAGCUCCAAAAAAUCUCAGCGUUGUUAUUGUCAAGACAAGAUUUGUUACUUUACGUUGGCAAAAACCAGAAAAUGCUGAUAGUGAUUCAUCACUUACUUAUCAUAUUUAUUACAAACAAGAUGGAUCUCAAAGAGAACGCGUAGUAAUAACUGCACAAAGACAAUUGGAAGUAGUAGUGCGAGGUCUUCAACCCGGAGUAACAUAUCAAUUUCGUGUUGUGGCGCAUAAUUCACAAGGAAUAGCUGGAGCUUCUAGUGAAGUCCUUACAGUAACAACUCACUCUGAAGCAGAUGUACCAAGCCCGCCGUUGAAUCUUGAGGGCCAUGCAACGAGUAGUCAGAGUAUAAAAGUAUCCUGGCAAGAGCCAAAAAUUCUCAACGGUCGCAUAUCUAAGUACGUUGUAACAGCAAUGGAAAAUACAGACGACAUUGGUGGCAGUAUUGGAGCUGGCGGAUUCAGCGAAGGUGAAAGAAUACGUGAAACGACGAGCACAACGUGUGAAUUAGUUGAUUUGACGCCUUAUACUGAGUACAGUAUUUGGGUGUAUGCAGUGAAUGAAAACGGUCCGGGUGCGUCAACGGGUGAAAUAAAUCUAAGAACUUUUAGCGCUCAACCAUCUCACCCGCCGCACAAUGUCACAUUAGAAGCAGCAAGCUCGACAAGUAUUAUUGUCCGUUGGGAACCACCGCUUGAAGGUCAAAAUGGUAUAAUAACAGGGUAUAAAAUUCGUUAUCGUCGUCAGGAUCGUCGUUAUCAUUCAAAUACAAUAACUACUGAAGGUAAUACACGUCUUCAUGUAAUAUCUGGAUUAGAAAAACAUGGUGUUUAUCAUGUACGUAUUUGUGCAUUAAAUGUUAAUGGUACAGGCCCUUGGACCGAGUGGAUGGCAAUUGAAACUUACGAGAAUGAUUUAGAUGAAUCAACAGUACCCUCAGCACCAACGAAUUUACGUACAAAAGCCCUGUCAACGUCCAUAUCCGUAUGGUGGAGUCCACCAAAAGAUGAUAGAAUAAAAGUACGGGGUUAUAUUAUUGGCUGGGGUAAAGGCUAUCCGGAUGUUUUUAAUCAGGAAUUGGACGGUAAACAACGUUACUAUUCAAUUGAAUCACUUGAUCCAAUGUUUGAGUAUGUAAUAUCAUUACGCGCAACCAAUGAAGCUGGCGAAGGACCACCAAUUUAUGCUAAUGUAAGGACUAUUGAGAAAACGGCUGUUGAAUCAACAGUAACACCAUUAAUACCACCAGUUGGGCUAAAAGCAGUCGUAUUGUCUGCCAAUACCGUUGUACUGUACUGGACAGAUACAUCACUCUCUGGUGGUCAACGUAUUUCGGACAACAGAUAUUACGUCGUUAGAUAUGCGCCUUAUCAUCCAUUAACACUUAGUCCACGUUAUAAAUAUUUCAAUGCUUCUGAUCUAAAUUGUAUGAUUGACGAUUUGAAGCCAAACACACAGUAUGAAUUUACCGUUAAAACAGUUAAGGGUAAGCGGGAAUCACCGUGGAGUAUGAUUGCACUUAAUCAAACACAUGAGGCUGCACCCACAUCAUCACCACGUGAUUUAACUGUUCAAAGUUAUGAAGAUCGUUCUACUGCAGUAAUAGUACAUUGGCAACCGCCUAAGCAACCCAAUGGUCAUAUUAUCGGUUAUAUUAUAUCUUAUUCGACUGAUAAUACGAAACGUGAGAGAGAUUGGCAUGUUGAAGGUGUACUUGGAAAUAAGACUGAGUAUAUUAUUAAAGGACUGAAACCUAGUACAACUUAUUAUUUUAAAAUUCAAGGAAGAAAUAUCAAAGGUUAUGGACCUUUUUCAUCUAUUGUUGUCUUUAAAACACCACUCAGCAAUGGCAUGGAUUAUGAUGAUUUUUACAGCCAACAACAACAAGAUGGACGAGGAUUAUCCCAAGUUCUUAUCUACAUAAUAAUCGGCUGUGCAGUGAUAUUAAUAACUGGAGUUGCAGUUGUUGUUAUAUUUGUAUGCUGUAGAAGACAAAAUGAGUCGCCAGACCGUAAAAAAGGCUAUAUGAAAGAUGUAAAUCAAAAGACAAAUAUUAAACCACCAGAUCUAUGGAUUCAUCAUGACCAGAUGGAGCUCAAAGCCCUGGAAAAAUCAUCAAUUAAUGGUGAAACUUUGACAUCAACGGCUAGCGGUGGAAUUGUUAAUAAUACGUUGCCAAGAUCUGGUAAUACUGAUUAUAACCAUACAGAUACAUCUGGUAAUACAGUAAUAAAUUCUGGUUCACUGGAUAAACGUACUUACGUACCAAGUUAUAUGGCAACUAAUAAUUUGGAUGACAAAUGCUCGACACUCACGAGACAACACAGUCGCAGUAAAUCAAAAUUUAUCCCCCUAACUGUUGUUGAUAGCGGUGGACCGCUACAUUCAUCCAUUACACCAGGAACAGCAGCAUCAACGACCAUUGUAAGUAGCGGUCAUGGUAACAGCUUAUCACAACCAACGAUCUUCAAUUCAUCGGAUGGAUCGCGUGAAUCGUCACGAUCAAUUUAUCCACGUACUGUUGGCGCUCAAUAUAGUUUAAGUAGAGCCCAUAUAACAUUAGAGCCCACUCCGGAGUCGAAUGCAUCUGCUGAUUUAUCAUCGAUGUCAAGCAAUUACGAGCAGCUUCAUCAUAAUUCUAUAACGUACGGCAGUACACCUUACAAUAAUUCAACAAGUAGUCAACAGUUUACGCCCGGACACUACGGUGGUGGUAAUACGAGUCAAUCUUCCGUGGCUGCUAAUUCAUCGAGUAUAAUCUCCGGUGGAAAUAGCAGUAGAGGUGAACUUGGUGGUGGUAGUGGAUCAGGAACGGAAUCUAAUGCCAAUAGCGGUGGUGGUAGUGGUAGUAUUAAACGACUCCAAGGUCAUCCAUUAAAAAGUUUCAGCGUACCAGCUCCACCACCACAAUCAGCACCAUCCACACCAGCACAACAGAAACACGUAACUCAAGUUUCUCAAGUUACUGUAAGGUCUAGUCUAUCCGGAAGUCCAUAUAAAAAACAACAAUCCGGUUCUUCCUCAGCAGCAACUAGUACUAAUCAAUUGACUAAAAAUCGACUGGCUUCCGUCUCAAAUGCUUGUCACACGCCUGAAGAAAUUGAACGACUUAAACCCUCGUACAGUACUGAGGAAUUGAAUCAAGAAAUGGCUAAUCUAGAAGGCCUUAUGAAGGACCUAAAUGCCAUAACGGCCUCUGAAUUUAAAUGUUGA
This is a messenger RNA of Cotesia congregata, 4905 nucleotides long. Lineage: Eukaryota; Metazoa; Arthropoda; Insecta; Hymenoptera; Braconidae. The record is from the annotation of a GenBank genome assembly.